Molecule: messenger RNA, 3016 nt
Organism: Acomys russatus (golden spiny mouse)
Lineage: Eukaryota; Metazoa; Chordata; Mammalia; Rodentia; Muridae
Gene: Krt39
Product: keratin 39
Exons: 7
Coding region: 472-1917 (481 amino acids)
Molecular function (GO): structural molecule activity
Source: RefSeq, a predicted model, not a curated record
CUUUUCUAGAGAAGAAAGGAAAAGAAGGUCGGACUCAUUCCAGGUCAAGUUGACUGUCAGCCAGAGAGGUCAGCAAGUAUUUAAAGAUCGUAACACACAUACACCUGCUUAAUGAUGGAUGCUGUUGAGAGUGUGACGGAGUUCCUUUUGAAGACCCAGUGUGAAGCUCUGGACCUAACGACAAGUGGUAGUUGGGAUGGGUAAUAACUUAGUAACCACGUAAAUACAUGUUUUUAUGGGACACGUAACUCUUCCUGGGCAAGUAAAAAGGCAGAUUAAUGAGACGUCCCUGUGGGAUUUGACAUAAGCAGUAGAAAGGAAAGCACCCCACCUCCUGUGUCGCCACCUGGAAGGGAGGCUAUAUAAGCACUUCAAAGAGGAAAAGCCACAGGCUUGGCAUUUAGGCUCAGUUGAGGGUGCUUCGGGGUGGUGACCACAGACCCUGAGACAGCGUGAAACUGGACACACACUAUGGAUACCACGGGCUCUCCAGUGACUAUCUCUUCUUCAACCCCACCCCAAAACUGCUCUGCGAAUACAAAUUUGAGGGCCAGCUCUUCUAACAAUAGCGGUUGUCAUGACGGUCAGUCAACUGGCUGUGCGCCUCGAACUCCCCAGGGCCAGGGCUGCCAGCCCACCCCUUACCUCUAUCGCACCCCUCACUAUUUGAUAAGAACCUACAGCUUCCAUCCCUGUCUGGAUGACUGCAGCUGGUGCGGCGAAGGCAUCAACAGCCAUGAAAAAGAGACGAUGCAGGUUUUGAACGAACGCCUUGCGAACUACCUGGAAAAGGUGCGGAUGCUGGAAGGAGAGAACGCAAAACUAGAGAGUGAAAUCCAGGAGGAGUGCGUCAAGGCAGCCCCUGUCCUGUGUCCCGACUGCCUGUGCUACUACAGCACCAUCGAGGAGCUACAGCAGAAGAUCUUGUGCACCAAGGCUGAGAAUUCCAGACUGGUCUCACAAAUUGACAACACCAAACUGGCUGCAGAUGACUUGAGAGCCAACUAUGAGGCUGAGUUAUCCCUACGCCAGCUGGUGGAAGCCGACACCCACGGCCUGAAGCAGAUCCUGGAUGCGCUGACUCUGAGCAAGGCUGACCUGGAAGCGCGAGCCCAGUCUCUGACAGAGGAACUUCUGUGCCUCAAAAAGAACCAUGAGGAGGAAAUCAACUCCUUACAGUGCCAACUUGGGGAUAAAAUCAACAUUGAAGUAAUGGCUGCUCCUUCUGUUGACCUAAAUCAAAUUCUACAAGAAAUGAGAUGUCGGUACGAGUCCAUCAUGGAGACAAACCGUAAAGAUGUAGAACAAUGGUUCAACACACAGAUGGAGGAACUGAAUCAACAAGCAGUAAGCAGCUCUCAACAGCAGCAGUGCUGCCAGAAGGACAUCAUUGAACUGAGACGUACUCUGAGUGCCCUCGAGGUUGAACUACAGGCCCAGCACCGAAUGAGAGAUUCCCAGGAGUGCAUCCUGGCUGAGACAGAGGCGCACUACACAACCCUGCUGGCCCAGAUCCAGAGUCUGAUCCAUAAUCUGGAGGCUCAGUUGGCGGAUAUCCGGGGUGCCCUGGAAAGACAGAGCCAGGACUAUGACGUUCUGCUGGACAUCAAGACCCGGCUGGAAUGUGAGAUUGCCACCUACCGCAGCCUUUUGGAGAGCCUGGACAGCAGACUUCCCUGUAAUCCACGUGCCACCAAAUGGGAGCCAUCCUGCCAGGCCAGAGCUAUGAAGCGUUUUGCCCCAGUUUACACAUCUUCAUCACUCCCUGGGAUCCACAAGUCCUGUCGUGCCUCUGGACCUCCAUCCCGGAUACUGGUUAAGAUAUGCACCAUCACCAAGGAGAUCAAGGAUGGGAAGGUCAUUUCUUCUUAUGAGCACGUGCAGCCUUGCUACAUCAUCAGACCUGCCAAAGUCUAGCAUCCCAAGGUGAUGAGACUGACCCACAUUCAUGAAAGAGAGGCCAGUGCAUGCUCCAGCCAGAAAGGUUUAAGAAACCCCCAGUCCCUUAAGGUACCUAGUUUCUUACUACUACAGCGGAUCCCCGUCUCUUAUUCUUCUCCUUCCCUAAGUCACUGCUACUAACAUGACAAUAAGUCACAUAUCUCUGGAAGGACAUUUUGUGCUGUCACAGGGAUGGGAACUGACUAGCGAGUGCCGACAUUGCUUGUAGAGCCAGAUGACGGACAGGCAGGGUUUUUCUUUUGUUUGCUCAAGCCUUAUUUAUCUCCAUGCCUCCGUAGAGCCAGUCAGACAAGUUCUGGGAUUGGUUUUGGCAAUUGGCACGUGAAGGUAAAAAGCCACAGCCUUGCCUUCUAAAUUCCUUCUUUGGAUAUAGAAUGAAGCCAACACGGGGAACAGAAUAAAUAAGGAAGACCCGGAUGUCUAGAUUCCAGGAGUGAAGCCAUGACAAGCCUGGAUGCUGCUGACCUUUGCUACCUCAAGCACUUGUUCAUCUGUACUAUUACAUUUUUCCCUCCACCAAAACACAACUGUGAGGGCUUUCUGUGAUCUAUAUUCUUCCUCCACCGUGAUUUUCAUGUUUUAUUUUCAGGCUUGGUCUUACUACAUUUCCAGGGCUGACCCUGAACUCACUCUGUAUCCCAGCUUGGGACUUAAACUUGUGAUCCCCCUGCCUCAGCCUUCAGAGUAUUUGGGACCAUAGGUCUACGCCAUCACAAUACGGCAGAUAUCCACAGUCUCUGAAACUUUGGGGACCACACGGCUCUUCUCCAAAUAUUUCCUUUUAAGAAUCAGGGUUGUGGGAUGAAGCUCGGAUUCUGUCCUUUGGAGACAUUUGAAGCCAUCGCCUGGGUCCUUUCAUUAAAUGUUGGCUAUUUCUCUUUCUAUCCCUUAGGGUAUGAGAGUUUGAUCUGCUUGUUUGACAAGGGGCGAUAGAGCUGGAUUUCUCAAGACAUAAGACUCGAUGGGUAACAAUGACAAAAUAGCUUAGAUCGCAGCUUCACUCUCUCCAUCAGAGAGAGCUGGAAUUAGAAUCCCCAAACAUUCCAAAAGAGCA